AUGGCGGAAAUAGAUGAUGAUUCUGAUGUGCCUCCACUGGAGGAUAUGUCAGACUUGAUCGGUAAAGUGCAAGCAAUGCGUACAGAAACAUCUCAAGAAGUUUCAUAUAAUACAGUUGACUCUAAUUACCCCAGUGGCCAGUCUGCGAUAACGGAUACUAAGCAUGAAGAAACUACUCAGUACAAGGCUAGUAAUGAAUCAACAGCUAAAAAGAACAAUUUAACACAAAGUAGCCAAUUUGGUGGAUUUAAAAGCGGAUUUCUCAAUUCGAAGCCAGCUAAAGUUAAAUCUCAUAGUAAAGUUGAAAAAAAAGGAGGUAAAGGUGCAAAAGAGGAUGAUUUGGAAUUUGUCAAGCCCAAAAAAUCAAAAGAGGAUGAAUUAAAAUUUCAAGAAGUUCAGGAUGCUAUAAAUCAAUCUCAUCCGUUACUUAAAAAUAAUGACUGGGUAACCAAUGAUUUAUUGACCAAGAUACAAGCGAAUCCUCGUAUGCAUAAGCAAAUAAGUGAUCCACGCUUUGUUGCUGCAUUAAAAAAAUUUGAAACUGAUCGUGAAGGAGCAAUGAAACAGUUUCAGGGUGACCCUGAGCUUCAGCAAUUUUUCACAGAUUUUUGCCAACUUAUGGGAAAUCAUUUUCUUAAUAUUUCUAAAGAUAAAGAUCCCUCAAAAUCAGUAGUGUUAUACAUAUUAGAUCAGAACGAAGCUGCAGCUGCAACGGAAAAUAGGCUUACUCCGAAGAAGCUCUCGCCAGAAGAUAUAAGAGCACAACAAAUAGUAUCCGAUCCCAAGAUAGCAAAAAUUUUAAACAAUUCUGAAGUAAAAGAAUUCAUAGAACUUCUGAAACGUAAUCCAGAAGCCGCUCAGCAGUAUUUAUUCACCGCUCCUAAGGAAUUACGGGAGAAAUUGCAAAAGCUUGUUGAGUGUGGAGUUUUAUCAGUUCAAAGAAGUUAA
Messenger RNA from Trichoplax adhaerens, 948 nucleotides. RefSeq lists its product as uncharacterized. The record is from RefSeq and is a predicted model, not a curated record. The coding region runs from base 1 to 948 and encodes 315 amino acids. Lineage: Eukaryota; Metazoa; Placozoa; Uniplacotomia; Trichoplacea; Trichoplacidae. The transcript is spliced from 6 exons.